Onychostruthus taczanowskii (white-rumped snowfinch) is the source of this 709-nucleotide messenger RNA. RefSeq names its product sperm flagellar 1 (gene SPEF1). Gene Ontology annotation, biological process: regulation of cytoskeleton organization. Gene Ontology annotation, cellular component: axoneme. NCBI's taxonomy places the organism in Eukaryota, Metazoa, Chordata, Aves, Passeriformes, Passeridae. The record is from RefSeq and is a predicted model, not a curated record. Bases 1 to 633 code for a protein of 210 amino acids. Gene Ontology annotation, molecular function: microtubule binding. The transcript is spliced from 5 exons.
AUGGCGGCCAAGGGGCCGGAGCCGGGCCGGGACACGUCCCUGGUGUCCCUGUACCGCUGGCUGGACACGGUGCCACUGUCGCGGCCGCGCAGGAACAUCGCCCGCGACUUCAGCGACGGGGUGCUGGCGGCCGAGGUGGUGAAGUUCUUCUUCCCCUCCCUGGUGGAGCUGCACAGCUUUGUCCCCACCAGCUCCACGGCGCAGAAGGCCGCCAACUGGGGCCACCUCAACAGGAAAGUGCUGAGCAAGCUGAACCUGCGGCUCCCCGAGGAGAUGAUCCAGGCGCUGGUGCGGAGCCGGCCGGGAACGGCCGAGCAGCUCCUGCAGCUCCUGAGGGACAAAAUCCUCCAGAGGCAGAGGAACAGCAAGGGAGGGGGCGGGAAGGGCUCAGUGCUGUCCCCACGGCCGUGUCCCCGCGCCAGGGUGGUGACAGUGCCAGCGCAGCCCGGGGCUGGCCCUGGCGACAUGCGACAGCAGCUGGCGGAGCGCGAGCAGGCGCUGCAGCUGGCGCGGGACACGAUCCAGAUCCUGCAGGCCAAGGUGGGGCGGCUGGAGCAGCUCCUGCUCCUCAAGAACCUCCGCAUCGACGAGCUGAGCCGGCGGCUGCAGCAGCUCCAGGGCCAGCGCCGCUGACAGGCGACAGCGACACGGCUGGCACCGCGGGGACAGCCCGGGGACGGCCUGGGGACAGCCUGGGGACAGCCAGGGG